Molecule: messenger RNA, 3746 nt
Organism: Dendronephthya gigantea
Lineage: Eukaryota; Metazoa; Cnidaria; Anthozoa; Malacalcyonacea; Nephtheidae
Product: cGMP-dependent 3',5'-cyclic phosphodiesterase-like
Exons: 33
Coding region: 245-2971 (908 amino acids)
Biological process (GO): regulation of mitochondrion organization; cGMP catabolic process; negative regulation of receptor guanylyl cyclase signaling pathway
Cellular component (GO): cytosol; mitochondrial matrix; perinuclear region of cytoplasm
Molecular function (GO): protein homodimerization activity; 3',5'-cyclic-GMP phosphodiesterase activity; 3',5'-cGMP-stimulated cyclic-nucleotide phosphodiesterase activity
Source: RefSeq, a predicted model, not a curated record
GCCUGACUGUGGCGAACUGCCACAGCAGGAAAACCGUAAUAAAUGAAAUAUCGUGAAGAAUCGUUCAUGCAAGUGCAUAGAACUUCCAUUAAAUGAAAGGGAUUGAGGAAAUUUUGUUUGGUCAUAUGUAUGCUCUGGAUUUUAUUUGAAAAGCAUUAUCUUGUCACAUCUAUCUGUCGUUUCCAUAUUUUGUAUUAAUUUAAAUUGUAUAGACAGUGUGGGUCGUGUGUGUGUUUUAAAUAUUAUGCCGCGAUCGAUCAGCCUCGACUAUGAAGCUCAGAACGCUCUUCUUGCAUUGAACUGCGCGGACGAUUUUGACAGGUUUGGGAAAGCAACAUCGGACCUGCUGAAAUCUGUGCUGCCAUGCAUAAUAAAGCAAGUUGGCUUUGUACUGAAUCCAUUUUCCGAUGGACUGCAAUCUACGUCAUUUGGUGAACAUGACAAAGAAACUUUUUUCAGCGGGAAUUUACAAAACAGGCUUUGGCUGAGUCCUGGUUUAGAACUCGAUGAUCCCUUAGUGAAAUUAAUGCCUGAAGCUCUAAAGCCACUCAGUUCUGGAAACUAUGUUUAUUUCUGGCCAGUGAAUGGAAGAACGGACAAAGUGGUUGUUCUACACAUGAUGCUGACGUCCAGGAAAUUGUCCGACGAAGAAGAAUCACAACUUGAGUUCUUUGAAAAACAGAUUAGCACAAGCUACCAAAACUUGCUGCGACAUUUUCCAAAUGCCGAGCAAAAAUAUUUUAAAUUAUUAGGUGGAAUGUACGAAAAAAGUUUUGCCCUCCUGUCUGAAAGAAUUAUCCGAUACCUUCAAGAGGUCACCCAAGCAUCUUCAGGGCUUAUUUUGGCCGUUGACUCUGCUUCCGACGAACUUUAUCACAAAGUAAAACGAACGAGCGGUGUUUUGGUUGAAAAUAGGUUUGAGCUAACCGGUACAUUCUUCGAGAACGUUGUCAAGAGUGGAUCCAAAAUCAAUGUAAAUGGUACAACAUCCGUUUCACUAUGUCGUGAGAAAAUAAUCAGUACGUUAACAGACGUCCCUGUAAAGUCUCUUUUGUGUAUUCCAAUCAUUCAUACAAAAAGUCAAAAGACUUUUUGUGUAGUUUGCCUUUUCAAUGAAAAAACAAGCGGAAGUUUUUCUCAGGCGAAAGAAGAAAUUGUUCGCUCAACGUGUGAUUAUUUCAAUGCACAAAUUUUCAAUGCCUUAGAAUGGGAGAAGGAGCUUGUUUACCGUCGGCAACAGGAGCAUUUGUUGAAUGUCGCGAAGAAUUUAUUUAUUCACCUUGAUGACGUAACUGUGCUGCUAACUGAGAUCUUACAAGAGGCCAGGAAUUUAACUCAAGCUGAGAUUGGUUCAUUAUUUCUUGUGGACAAAGAGCGACAGGAACUGGUUUCGAAAGUAUUUUUCAAUCAUCGUGGACAGGAAAUUGGAGAGAAAGAGGAGACCAGGGAAGUAAGAGUACCGCUCGGACAAGGUAUCUCUGGACAUGUUGCAAAAACUGGAGUAAUGUUAAACAUCAAAGAUGCAUACUCUCAUCCUUUAUUUUGUCGGGACGUCGACAGAGAAACAGGUUUUAAGACGAGAAAUAUACUUUGCUUCCCCAUCAGAGAUGAAAAAGAGGUGAUUGGUGUCGGACAACUGGUUAACAAAAUUAACGGUCCAGCUUUUACCCGUUUUGACGAGGAUUUAACGAAAGCGUUUGCCAUCUUUUGUGGAAUCAGUAUUUGUCAUAGUCUGUUGUACAAAAAAGUGAUGGACGCUCAAAAUCGGGACAAGAUCACGAAUGAGCUGAUGAUUUAUCAUAUGAAGGUACAGGUUACGUCAAAAGACGUCCAGUACUAUUCUUCAGAAAGGAUUCUUAAACCUCAGGAAGUAGAUAAAGAUUUUCAUCAUAUCCUCUUCCGACCGAGGCUAACGCCAAAUUUGGAGUUUGUUAAGGCUUGCAUGAGCAUGUUUGAAGACAUGGAUCUCAUUAGGAAAUGGAAAAUUUCAUACGAAACAUUAAUCAGAUUUAUCCUAAUGAUUAAGAAAGGUUAUAGAGAUCUACCUUAUCACAAUUGGACGCACGCAUUUACAGUCAGUCAUUUCUGUUAUUUACUCUACAAAAAUCUGCAACAAAUCGAUAGCUUUAGCGAUAUGGAGAUUCUUUCGCUGUUUGUAUCAUGUCUCUGUCACGACCUGGACCACCGAGGAACGAAUAAUGCUUUUCAAGUGUCUUACAAUUCAGUCCUUGCUGCCUUGUAUAGUUCGGAGGGAUCGGUAAUGGAGAGACACCACUUCGCGCAGACGUGUUGCAUAUUAAACACAGAAGGAUGUAAUAUAUUUGAAAAUCUGACUGGAAAAGAAUAUCACGAAAUAAUGGAUUUAACAAGAAAAAUUAUAUUAGCUACGGACUUAUCACAUCACUUCAAAAUAUUAAAAGAUUUAAAAAAACUUGCUCGGCUUGGUUUCAGUCCAUCUGAUCAGACUCAGAGGGAACUUCUGUUGUAUCUCAUGAUGACGUCAUGUGAUUUAUCUGACCAAGUGAAACCGUUUGAUUCCGCAAGUGCAGCAGCGGACCUCGUUUAUGCAGAAUUCUUUUCUCAAGGAGAUCUGGAAAAGGCAAUGGGUAAUAAACCUUCAGAAAUGAUGGACCGCGAACGAGCGUGCAUCCCAAAGCUACAGAUUGAUUUUAUUGAUAGUGUCGUAUACCCAACGUACAGAUUACUCGCAGAAAUUUUUCCCGAAACGGAGGUGCUAUGUACGGUAAUUGAUGAAAAUAAGGAACAAUGGAAGGAGAUCGAAGCAAGCGGGGAAUAUCGGAAAUUUGAAGUCCCUUCAACGUACAGCGCUCCACUGUCUCCGUUACCGCAGUUAGAGAAAUGCAAAAUUGAACGAAAAUUGAAUGCAUUACAGCACUCUACGUGUCGGGAUGAUGAAUCGAAAAAAUACUUCAAUAUCUCAUGGCAACAGACGAAUGGAGAACGUGAAUGAAAAACUAGUACUUGAGAGACUUUCAAUUCCGCUUCACGAGUCAUGGAAGCGGUGUUUAAUAAUGUUGUCGUGGAAACAGUCACGUUGCAGUUAUAAGGUCGCGCUCGCUAAAGUACUACUACUGCAUACGUGGCGUUAUUUUUGGUUAUAAAUGCUUCGUUUUAACAUCGACAACUAUAUUGCUUCUGCAAGUUAAAUCGGCAGCGUAGUUGAAUUCUGUUUCGACCAAUAAUCUUGCAUUUCGAUGUACAACCUCUGCUUAAGCUCUGUGCAUUUUGUCGUCACUAUAAAUAAUUUCUCGCCCGUACAGAAUGGUUUCUUCCAAAACGAUAUAAUGGCUAUAAAGGUACAAUUUAAAUUCAGGGCUAAUGUUGUAAAAGGGGUCGGUUGUAUAAAACUCUUGUUGACUAUAUUUUGAACAGUUGAGUAGCAGCUUUACUUCACGAUUCUGAUAAGCCAUCUUAUAACUAUAACUAUAACUAUAACUAUAACUAUAACUAUAUAUAGCUGGAAGGCUGUAUAUAUUUCGCAUUGUUCUCGAUCCAUAUAGAGGCGUUGAUCGUCCGCAAAACCAAAUUAAACAUUCCUUAUUUCGCUAUGCAAAUUUAAGAAUUAAUUGAAUAUCUUAUCGGCGCACGAUUCCAAUUGAGAGUUUUAAUUUCUACACAUGAAAACAUGCACUAUUGAAGCAAAAUGUAUAUAUAUUCAUAUUGUUCAGCAUUGUUGUAUAUAUUGUAUACGUUUAGUUUAAUGCCUCUGUAGUACAUUACUGUUG